This is a messenger RNA of Bombyx mandarina (wild silkworm), 2372 nucleotides long. It is a transcript of the gene Setd3, whose product is annotated as SET domain containing 3. Lineage: Eukaryota; Metazoa; Arthropoda; Insecta; Lepidoptera; Bombycidae. The record is from RefSeq and is a predicted model, not a curated record. Gene Ontology annotation, biological process: peptidyl-lysine monomethylation; peptidyl-lysine trimethylation; actin modification. Gene Ontology annotation, molecular function: protein-L-histidine N-tele-methyltransferase activity; protein binding; protein-lysine N-methyltransferase activity.
UCAGUGGACUAAACUCAACACUUUCCAAUGAAAGUGAUUUCAAAACUUUAUUCCAUUUAAACCUAUUUUUAGCUAUUUAAUAAUUCCACGUUUCUAAUCCCCUUCACAUAAGCCAGUAGCUUUCUCCUUUAAUCUUAAUUAGAUAAAUUAAAAUAAUGGGACGAAAAUCGCAAUCAAAACAAAACCAAAAGAAAUCCACUGGAAAGGAAAAUAAUAAAUUAUACCUACAGAAAAGAAAAGAAUUAGCUUUUCUUGUUGAUAGAGUGCUAAGACUUACCAGUAUAUUUCAAGCGACUGGUAACGUAAGCAAAAGUUGGGAACAUCAUUUAGAAAUCGAGAAAUUAGUGAAUGAAAUUACUAACAUAGAAGGAACGCAGUUAAGAAAUACUCGAACUCUUCGGCAAACUCACAUUGAUAAAUAUUUGCAGUGGCUAAGAGAAAACGGUGUCCAAUUCGAUGGGAUUGAAAUAGCGGAAUUCAAAGGAUAUGAUCUUGGUCUUAAAGCUUCAAAAGAUUUCACUGAAGGAUCUCUGAUUUUAACCAUACCAUCCAAAGUUAUGAUUACAGAGAAAAAUGCCAAAGAAUCUGAACUAUCAGCAUUUAUUGCCGUCGAUCCUCUUUUACAGAAUAUGCCAAAUAUUACUUUAGCCCUAUUCCUAUUACUUGAAAAUAAUAACCCAGAUUCAUUCUGGAAGCCUUACAUUGAGGUUUUGCCUGAAAAAUAUUCUACCAUUUUAUACUACACAUCUGAAGAACUUGAACUAUUGAAACCAUCGCCAGUGUUUGAAUCAUCAUUAAAACUUUACAGAAGUAUAGCCAGACAGUAUGCAUACUUUUAUAAAAAGAUUCACACACUCGAUAUACCAGUGCUGAAGAAACUUCAAGAAGUUUUCACUUUUGAUAGUUACAGGUGGGCAGUCUCAACCGUGAUGACAAGGCAAAACAAUAUAAGACUUUCGGAAGCUGACGUCACAGCGUUCAUACCGCUAUGGGAUAUGUGCAACCAUGAACACGGCGAGAUAAGAACGGACUACAACAACGAACUAAAUAGAGGCGAAUGCUACGCGCUCCGCGAUUUUAAAACCGACGAACAAAUCUUCAUAUUCUACGGAGCGCGUCCUAACGCAGACCUGUUUCUACACAAUGGUUUUGUUUACCCGAAUAAUCAGCACGACAGCAUAUCUGUAACACUCGGCAUUAGCUCGGGCGAUCCUCUGCGAGAGAUAAAAAUGUCUCUGCUCACGAAGCUAGGGCUGGGCUGCGUCGCGCACUACUCUCUGUUCAAACGACAGAAUCCAAUCGGACCAGAACUAUUGGCGUUUAUAAGGAUCUUCAAUAUGAAUCAGGAGGAACUAACGAAAUGGUCCAGUCAAAGUCUUCCAAGCGACCUUGUGUCGUCGGAGCCGAGCAGCGCUGAGGCGGUAGGCGCCGACAUCGACCGUCGAGCCCACACGUAUCUACUGACGCGGUGCAAACUGCUACUAGCUGCAUACAAGAAAAACGACAACGAAAAUCGCACAGAAACCGAUCAUGUUACCAACGUGAAACUCUUGAAACAAUGCGAAGUACAAAUACUGGAAGCUACUGUUACGUACCUGGAAGAAACUAUACGAACACUACCCACCGCGGUUAAACAAUAAGUCGAUGUACUUAUUAGCGAAUUUAUGAAAACGUGGUAAUAAAAAAUUCUAUUUUGUAUUUAUUUUAUAUAAUUAUGUAUAAGCUGCAAUAUUUAUUUCUCAGGAUAUUUAUAUUCACACAUUUUGGCAACACAAACGACAGUAGGAUUCGUGUUGAUGUUGCCAUUAAUUACUUUGAAAAAUCUACGCCGCUUAUGGAUUUUAUUCUUUAUCGUGAAUAGAUAGAUAGAUAGACCUUUUUUUAUUUCUAGAAUGCUCUAUCAAUGCCGCGUUUUCUCAACCUAUGAACAAAAUCAUGACAGUAUUCGAAGAAUUAUUUACAUUUUUUUAUUCUAUUUUAAGUAUUUAGUGAUUAACACAGCGAAUUUUUUAUAUAUUUAAGUUUGUUAUUUUUACUCGAGGUAUGCGAUGAUUCAGUGUGAACUUUUUUUUACUGAUUUCUUACUAUAAAUAAGUUUUAUGUCUUAUGAAUUUCAAACAAUAUGGCAACACUGUAAAAAAAUCUCCGAAUGAAUACCAUUUGUUGUUCAACAGUGACCCAUGAGUUUAGAUUUUUUUUAAAUUAAGUAAUUAUUUCUUUAAUGAAACAUUAUUGAAAUAUUCACACUUGACCACUGUGUUUAAUCGCUUAGUUGAAAUGAACCUACUACUAUUGUGUUACGUGUGUUUUUUUACUGUUUUUAUUUGUACUUAUGUUGGAAGGCAGUGCAAUUUUUUAUCGUAAAUAAAUGU